Messenger RNA from Trematomus bernacchii (emerald rockcod), 3474 nucleotides. RefSeq names its product stromal interaction molecule 2-like. The transcript has 12 exons. The record is from RefSeq and is a predicted model, not a curated record. Gene Ontology annotation, biological process: activation of store-operated calcium channel activity; intracellular calcium ion homeostasis; store-operated calcium entry. Gene Ontology annotation, cellular component: plasma membrane; endoplasmic reticulum. NCBI's taxonomy places the organism in Eukaryota, Metazoa, Chordata, Actinopteri, Perciformes, Nototheniidae. Gene Ontology annotation, molecular function: calcium channel regulator activity; calcium ion binding; protein binding. The coding region runs from base 163 to 3237 and encodes 1024 amino acids.
CGCUUGCAAGGCUGACCCUGUAAUAGCAACUCGGAUCGCUUGACGGCUGUCGCUGACUGACCGCGUUGCCUCCUAAACGGGGGUUGUUACUGUGUAUGUUCUUACUCCUUCUGUUUGAAAGAGUUUCUUAAAUCUGGACAACAGGAUUAUCUACCAUCUGAAAUGCUUCCCUUGUCCCCCCUUCUGCUCCUCGUGUUCCCCGCUGCGGUCUUUGUGGUCGCGCAAGGCGCUGGGGACCUCCAGGGCUUCACCUUCCCCGGAGGGAGCGCAGGAUUCGACCCAACAGAUCCCUGCAUGGUGGUAUAUCCACCAUGUAUGAGCGAGGCGGAUCGCUACAGCCUGGAAGCCCUUCGGAGCAUCCAUCAGAUGAUGGACGAUGAUCAAGACGGAGGGAUUGAGGUGGAGGAGAGUGUGGAGUUCAUAAUCGAGGACAUGAAGCAGCAGCAGACCAACAAACACAGCCACCUGCACAGAGAAGACCAACACAUCACAAUCGAGGAGCUAUGGAGGGGUUGGAAGUCGUCUGAAGUACAUAAUUGGACUCAAGAUGAUGUGGUUCGCUGGCUGAAGGAUUUUGUUGAGUUGCCCCAGUAUGAAAGGAACUUUAAAGACUUUAAGGUCAAUGGAAAUACACUCCCCAGGAUUGCAGCCAAUGAGCCAGCAUUUCUGAGUGGCCAUUUGAGGGUUCAGGACCAGAGAGACAAACAGAAGCUCAACAUCAAAGCUCUGGAUGUUGUUUUGUUUGGACCUCCUACACGUCCCCCUCAUAACUAUAUGAAGGACCUGUUGCUCAUUGUAUCGGUGGUGAUGGGAGUUGGAGGCUGCUGGUUUGCUGGGACCCAGAACAAAGCUAGUAAAUGCCACAUAGCCAGGAUGAUCAAAGAUUUGGAAAGUCUUCAGAGGGCUGAACAGAGCCUCCUAGAUAUGCAGGAACAACUGGAGAGAGCACAGGAAGAAAAACGUAAUGUGGCUGAGCAAAAACAGAACCUGGAGGAGAAGAUGAGGGAUGAGAUCAUGGGGGCGCAUGAGGAGGCUUACCGACUGCACGAGCUGAGGCAGGGAGCUGUCAGUGAACUCAGCCGCCUGAGAUGGGCAGAGGAAGAGCUGGUGCAGGUCCGUGGAGCACUAAAGCAGGCAGAGAAGGACAUGCAGGCUAGCUCAAAUGCCUCAGAGACCCUCCAGCUGUGGUUGCAGCUGACACAUGAGGUAGAAGUCCAAUACUACAAUGUCAAGAGGCACAGAGCAGAAUUACAGCUUGCAAUCGCCAAGGAAGAGGCGGAGAGGAUUAAGAAGAAGAGGAGUUCUGUGUUCGGGACUCUCCAGGUCGCCCACAGCUCCUCUCUAGACCAAGUUGACCAGAAGAUCCUGGAGGCAAAGAAUGCCUUGUGUGAAGUAACAGCCUGCUUACGGGAGCGCCUCCAUCGAUGGCAGUAUAUUGAGCGCGUCUGUGGCUUUCCAAUAAUUAGGAAUCCUGGCAUAGCAAACCUCAGUGCUCAGCUCUACUCAGACUCAAUUGCCCUGGGGUUUCCCAGAGUGCCCCAACCAUCAUGGUCAUGCCACAGCUCCGUCCAUGGAUCUAUGGAGGAUCUGUUAACAGCGCCUCCUUCUCCAGCCGUACAACAUGUUCCAAUGUCACCACUGAAGGCCUCUCCUCGAACACGGGGAUCCACCAUAUGUCGGUCACGUCGUUCGGGCGUCACUCAUCCACCGGCUGCGAUGAUCUCACCGGACCCCGACCUUCUUAUCCCUAUCAGAGCCCCAUACCCCGGCGAGGAAGGGACGCUCUUCCGGAAAACUCUAAAGAAACAAGACUCCCAAGAGAUGUACUACGACACAGAUUAUAUAAUCUCCCCACCUCUCGGCAAAAUGUUCCCUAGCCCUUCUGUUGACACUUGCUCUCAAAAGCUCUAUCUAGAUGAUAUUGAGUUCCAUGCUGACAGCUCCGUUGCAAAGCCCUUGAGUAAAGAGGCAGACGCUGUUGUUGAAAGUCCAGUUCGCAAAACUACUGUAGAAGAACUUGAAGCUUCCAUAGAUGUUUCCUGCAGAAUGUCGGCAAAAGAAGAAAAGUUGAACAGUUCUUUAGAAACCCUUUCUUUGAAAAUGUCCAAAGAAGAGUCUUUAAUAGAGAGUACAUCCAGGAAAAAAUCCAGGGACAGGAGUGAAGUUCCCAUGGAUGUUUCAGUUAGAAAGGUGCUUUGCGAUGAGUUGGAUGCAGAAUUCCCAGUCAGGAAAGUAGAGAGAGAUACAAUUAAGGAUUUGAUUGACACUGCUUCAAGGAAUGUAUACAGAGAAGUUAGUGAUUUACCUCUGGAUGUGAGAAAGAUUAUUUGGAAUGAAAUAGAUGCAACAACAGAGAAGCCUAGACCUAGAAAGUUAUCAAGAGAUAUGAUGGGGGCUUCAAUGGACAGUGCAUCAAGAAAGAUGACACAGGAUGAUGUUGAGUUUGACUCAUUGUCCAGAAGGCUUACAAGAGAUACAAUGGGAAUGUCCCUCGACACAGGUUCUAAAAAGCUUCCAUGGAAUAAAGAAGACUGCCAGCUUGAUACCUCUAUGAGGGCAUUAGCAAUGGAGAACAUGAUCGAAGCCACUAGAAUACCAUCAAGAAGGAUAUCUAGAGAUGAGCUGGAGUAUUGCACAGAUACUGCUUCCUUAAAAAUGCUACCCAGAGAGAGAUUUGAAACCCUUAUCGAUACCUCAUCCUCUACAGAGAAGCAAGAGUUUGAUUUUGGGUUGUCAACAAGUAAAAGGAUACUAAGAGAUGAACUUGAUGUGUCUGCUGGUUCUCUCAGAAGAAGAAUACCAAGAAUGCAAAGAGAUGAUAUUGACACAGUUGAUGUACAAAUGUAUAUACCUAAACAUUCAAUACUGAGGGAGGAGUUGGGAGCAUCAGGAUCAAGUUCAUCUCCUGGUAGAAUUGGACAGCCGGACCUUAUGGCAGCCUCCCAGGUACCAUGGAAGUCGUCAUCAGAAGUUUUGACUGGCCCUUUGAGCCAGCUUGUGUAUGAUGGAAUCCUUGAGAAGUCCUGCCACUCCGUGGCUAAAAGCCCGACCAGCCUCUCUGCUUCAACAGAUGUGGAGCCACCACUGUCUCCACCAUCUCCUUCAUUGCACUCUGAGACUGGAGAUGAGAAGAACAAGCAUAAGGAAAAGAGCAAGAAAUCUAUGAGGUUAAAAAAUCUUUUUAAAAAGAAAGAGUCAACAACAGAGAAGCCUCAAAGUGGUCUUCAAAAACUCUGAUAAUCAGUGUUUUUAUUUUUUUAUUGAAUUUGAAAAUGAGUUUCAUAACCUCAUUGAUAAUAUCUGGCAUGGAGAGCUGAAGUUGUUUUAUUUUAUUUAUUAUAUAUAAGUCUUAGGUAGAAAUAUGGUUGAUACCAGUCAUACAAUUUGUUUUGUAAAGCACUUUGAAUUGUCGCGUACAGAAAAGUGCUAUAUAAAUAAACUUGCCUUGCCUUACCUUACCAUAUAGUAUUUUGG